Messenger RNA from Neltuma alba, 2073 nucleotides. RefSeq names its product serine carboxypeptidase-like 50. Bases 137 to 1468 code for a protein of 443 amino acids. Gene Ontology annotation, biological process: proteolysis. The record is from RefSeq and is a predicted model, not a curated record. The transcript has a single exon. Gene Ontology annotation, molecular function: serine-type carboxypeptidase activity. Lineage: Eukaryota; Viridiplantae; Streptophyta; Magnoliopsida; Fabales; Fabaceae.
UGACCCUCUUUCGCUCGUCUAAUCGUCUUGACCCUGCCCACAUGCCGAAGCCUUUCAUGUCCAUAACUCAAUAUAACAAUACAUGUACUGGGCACUGACCAAAGGCAACUUCACCGAAUAAUUUAAUUCAAUAAAAAUGGAUUCAACAGCGAGAUCCAACUCUGUCACACUCCUCAUCUUCAUCUUCUUCCUACUCCUCAAUGACCCUGCUUCUUCUUCAAAUCCAACUACUUCCUUCCCAAAACAAGCCUUGCCCACAAAAUCUGGCUACCUCCCUGUCAACCCCACCUCCAAAUCCGCCAUUUUCUACGCUUUCUAUGAAGCCCAGAACUCCACUCCGCCUCUCUCCCAGACCCCACUUCUCAUCUGGCUCCAAGGCGGCCCUGGCUGCUCCUCCAUGAUCAGCAACUUCUUCGAGCUUGGACCAUGGCGCGUCACCAAAUCCUUGAAUCUAAUUUCCAAUCCUGGUUCUUGGAACAGAAUUUUUGGCCUUCUAUUCCUCGAUAACCCAAUCGGAACUGGAUUCAGUAUCGCCUCAAACUCUGAGGAAAUUCCCCGAGACCAAAAUUCUGUGGCCAAACACCUCUUCACUGCUAUAGCCAAGUUCAUUCAGCUUAACCCCGCUUUCAAGGAUCGCCCAAUCUAUAUAACCGGCGAGAGCUAUGCUGGGAAGUAUGUUCCUGCAAUUGGAUAUUACAUAUUACAAAGGAAUUCACGUUUGAAUGCUUCCCAGAGGGUGAAUUUAGCAGGUGUGGCGAUUGGAGACGGGUUAACUCACCCAGUGGCACAAGUUACUACUCAUGCUGUGAAUGCUUAUUUCUUAGGGUUGAUCAACGAGAGGCAGAAGAAUGACUUGGAGAAGGCUCAAUUUGAAGCCGUCAGAUUGACCAAACAGGGGAAUUGGAGCGCAGCAAGAGAUGCGAGAAACAAUGUUUUCAGAUUGUUGCAUAACAUGACAGGGUUGGCUACUUCAUUCGACUUCACAAGAAAAGCUCCUUAUGAAAGUAACUUGGUCACUGAUUUCUUGAAAUCCAGCGACGUGAAGAAGGCACUAGGGGUGAGAGAGUCUCUUGUUUUUGAAGGAUGUAGUGAUACCGUAAAAGCUGCAUUACAGAAGGAUGUGAUGAAAAGUGUAGAGUACAUGGUGGAAUACUUGGUGACAAAAACCAGAGUGCUUCUAUAUCAAGGCCAGCAUGAUCUGAGAGAUGGUCCGGUUCAAGUAGAAGCAUGGGUUAAGACACUGAAAUGGGAGGGAAUUGAGAAGUAUUUGAAUGCAGAUAGAAAGAUAUGGAAAGUGAAUGGCCACCUUGCUGGGUAUGUGCAAAAAUGGCAGAGCCUCACUAAUGUUUUGGUUUUGGGAGCUGGUCAUUAUUUGCCUGCUGAUCAAGCCGUGAACUCUCAAGUCAUGAUUGAAAACUGGGUAUUGCAGAAGGAUUUGUUUGAGCAUGAUCAACAGGAGAAUGUUUAGCUAAGAUCUUGAGAUUUAGUUUGAAAUUAUGAAGCACCCGAAAACGCACCAGAAUUUAUAUCUUUAAGAACUCAACACUAGAAAAUUGAAAUAAAUUACGCAUCACACCCUGUUAUGUGGUAUUCUACCAGUGCUGUUAUCCGUGCUUUCCCAAUGUUAUCCUUUCAUUGAAACUGGUGAAAUUGAAUUAUAAGGUUAGGAUACUUAUCAUAUUGGAGUUGCACUCAUAGGUCAUGAGAAAGGAUAAAUUCAGCUUUGUUUGCCGCAGCCACACUCUCCUUCAAUAUCUAUCGAGAAAGUUAGACAUAGGAGUAAAGGUUAUAUUAUGCAUACAACAUUUUCAACCCAUACUUUUGCGUCCAUGUGUAUAUGUAUUGCUGGGUUAAAUCGGUUUGGUCACUUCCCAGAUCCAAGAAGGUCAUAGAGUGCGAAGUACUUGAAAAAUUGCUGAUCUUGCUUUCAAGGAGGAAAAAGAAAUUUAAAGACAUUAGAAUCUUUUCAAAAGAUCAAAACUAUUAGUCCACAUAGUACACGUCCAGUAAUCUUCAUCGCAACAAAUUGGUAAACCUAUCUUUACAGAAAAGUCCAAAUUAAAGAAGAAAAAG